This is a messenger RNA of Blumeria graminis f. sp. triticale, 816 nucleotides long. Lineage: Eukaryota; Fungi; Ascomycota; Leotiomycetes; Helotiales; Erysiphaceae. The record is from the annotation of a GenBank genome assembly.
AUGCGUAAUAACCAGACCCUAACCAUGGGAAAAGUUGAGACGAUCGAUUCGCUUCAAACAUAUGUCGCUGCGCCUACCGAUGGUUCAAAGGCUAGAACAAUCAUAUUCCUGGUGGAUUGUGAGUCUCUUUCACAUCUCGUCGUCUGGAAAGAACCACAAGUAUUUGGGUGGGAACUCCACACAAUCCGAGAACUAGCCGAUACUUAUGCUCGCGCUGGCUUCUACUGCUACAUACCCGAUAUCCACCGCGGAGAUUCAUUCCCCACCGAGUUCCUACGAAAUCUUGAGCCUACUCUUGUAGCUCGCCAACAUCUCAGCAGGAUCGAACGAACUAAAGCUGCCGCAAGUAUGGGUAUGGAGUUGCCUCAGUGGCUGAUUCAACACAGAGAAGUUCUUACUAAGCCUUUGAUUGACUCAUUCAUUAAGACUAUUCGAGAAUGUCCUGAAACUAGCAAGAUAGGGGUCAUGGGAUUUUCUUGGGGAGGACGGUACGCAGUUCUAGCUUCACAUGGCCAAGUUGACGCUGUAUAUGCCUGUGAUCCAUGGCUUCUCAUCGUACCCGAAGACUUUUCAAAAAUCUCAGCCCCCUUGAGUCUUGCCUUUGGCGAAAGUGACAGUCACAUGAGUAGCAGUACUCUUCAACAGAUUAAACAAAUACUGAAUAGUAUGACUCAGGUCCCAAACGAACUGAAGAUUUAUAAAGCUCAAGUCCAUGGAUUUACGUUACGCUGUGACUCAAGGUUCCACGAGGACCAUCUAGCUCAAGAUGAGGCCAGAAAUCGAGGGUUAGAUUGGUUUCGGAAGCAUUUAGUGUAG